AUGCAGGUUACUAUGGCAAUGACUGCAGGGACUGCAACGCCUUUUCCUAUGAGCAACCACACCCGCGAGCGAGUCACGGUGGCCAAGCUCACGCUGGAGAACUUUUAUAGCAACCUCAUCGUGCAGCAUGAAGAAAGAGAAACCAGGCAGAAGAAACUAGAAGUAGCCAUGGAGAAAGAAGGCUUAGCGGAUGAAGAGAAAAAGCUCCGAAGAUCCCAACAUGCCCGCAAAGAAACUGAAUUUCUGAGGCUGAAGAGAACAAGGCUAGGCCUCGAUGACUUCGAAUCUCUGAAAGUGAUCGGAAGAGGCGCUUUUGGCGAGGUUCGCUUGGUUCAGAAAAAAGACACGGGUCAUAUUUACGCCAUGAAGAUAUUGAGAAAAGCUGACAUGCUGGAAAAAGAGCAAGUAGCUCAUAUACGAGCAGAAAGAGACAUCCUGGUUGAAGCGGACGGUGCCUGGGUCGUGAAGAUGUUUUACAGUUUUCAGGACAAACACAACCUUUACCUGAUUAUGGAAUUUCUUCCAGGAGGUGAUAUGAUGACUUUGCUCAUGAAGAAGGAUACACUAUCUGAGGAAGAAACACAGUUUUAUAUCUCUGAAACCGUGCUUGCUAUUGAUGCCAUUCACCAACUAGGGUUUAUUCACAGAGAUAUUAAACCCGAUAAUCUUCUGCUGGAUGCAAAGGGGCAUGUAAAACUCUCUGAUUUUGGGCUAUGCACAGGUUUAAAGAAAGCUCACCGAACUGAAUUCUACAGAAACCUUACGCAUAAUCCGCCAAGUGACUUCUCCUUUCAGAAUAUGAACUCCAAGAGAAAAGCAGAAACGUGGAAGAAGAACAGGCGGCAGUUGGCAACCGCAAUGCUGAUGUGGCCCUCAAUGAAAUUGAGUUUGACACACCCCUGCUCUAAUUCAAUGCUUUUCCUUGUCUUCCAUUCUACAGGAUACCCACCUUUUUGCUCGGAAACACCCCAAGAAACAUAUAGAAAAGUUAUGAACUGGAAAGAGACUUUGGUGUUUCCACCAGAGGUCCCCAUUUCAGAAAAGGCAAAGGACCUAAUUUUAAAAUUUUGCACUGAUGGUGAGAACAGAAUCGGCAGCAACGGAGUAGAAGAAAUUAAGAGCCACGCGUUUUUUGAAGGGGUGGACUGGGCACAUAUCAGAGAAAGGCCAGCGGCGAUCACUAUAGAAAUCAAAAGUAUAGAUGACACCUCCAAUUUUGACGAAUUCCCCGAAUCGGACAUUUUACAACCAGUGCCAAAUACCACCGAACCGGACUUCAAGUCCAAAGACUGGGUUUUCCUGAAUUACACCUACAAGAGAUUCGAAGGGCUGACUCAGCGGGGCUCCAUCCCUUCUUACAUGAAGGCAGGGAAAUUGUGAGAUGCGGCGGAGCCAGGAAACGUAAGAACUCAGGUACCCUGUCCACCUCCGCUCGAUCGCCACCCUCUCCGACGCUCCCACAGACCGGCGCCUGCGGACCCGGCCCAGAAAUUAAGGAAUUCUACGGGAUUAGGAUUUCUGAGACUACUACAGACAAUGAGUUGGCAGUGCCAGCUGGCGGCUUCUUUUAAUAGUGAAUAUUUUUGUUAACUUUAUUACGACAGAGGU
Messenger RNA from Protobothrops mucrosquamatus (brown spotted pit viper), 1608 nucleotides. RefSeq names its product serine/threonine-protein kinase 38-like. Lineage: Eukaryota; Metazoa; Chordata; Lepidosauria; Squamata; Viperidae. The record is from RefSeq and is a predicted model, not a curated record. The transcript has 12 exons. The coding region runs from base 1 to 1380 and encodes 459 amino acids. Gene Ontology annotation, biological process: intracellular signal transduction; peptidyl-serine phosphorylation. Gene Ontology annotation, molecular function: protein serine/threonine kinase activity; ATP binding.